This is a messenger RNA of Drosophila ficusphila, 2583 nucleotides long. RefSeq names its product protein tramtrack, beta isoform. Bases 712 to 2172 code for a protein of 486 amino acids. Lineage: Eukaryota; Metazoa; Arthropoda; Insecta; Diptera; Drosophilidae. The record is from RefSeq and is a predicted model, not a curated record. The transcript has 4 exons. Gene Ontology annotation, biological process: regulation of transcription by RNA polymerase II. Gene Ontology annotation, molecular function: protein binding; DNA binding. Gene Ontology annotation, cellular component: nucleus.
UAACAAUUGAUUGCUAAAGAAGUUGACAGCGCGAAAGACAAUAUUAAUUGUACAAUUUAAAUGUAGUUCGAAAAGAACGUUUAAAAAGGCAAAUACUUAAUAACUUUAGGGGAAAAUCGAUUUAUCGCAUGAACUUGGCAUUUAUUUGUUGAUAGUGUGUAAAACUUUAGAAAGACCCACAACGAAAAAAUAAAAAAAACGCGCGCACGCAGCGUUUGCCUAUUGAAUUAAACAUUAAUAAAACAAUCCUUUGAAUGAGAUGCCCAGUAAGCGAUGAAGAAUAUUGAAUAUUGACAUUAGUUCAUGCAGGUGUACAUAUUAUUUGUGUGUGCUUUGUGCCCAAAAGCAGGAAUAGUGUAUUUUUAAACAAGACUCGGGGGGCGCUGAUACAUAGCUCACGCGCACAGGACACCAGUCCUAACAUAAAAUUCUCGUUUUCACGCUAUAUAUGUAACGCAAAAGCGCCUAAUAGUUGCAAAAGUUUCAAUUCCUUGGCAAACAGAAGGAGCAGAAACCAUUAAAGAAACCAUUUCCAAUUGUGCAAAUCGGUGAAUACGUAUAAAUCAUUUGUACAAACGGAUGUAUGUGUAUGUAUAUAUGUAAAGGCAAGUGAUAUAACGGGACAAGAUCUUGAUGCCCGCUAUUUUCAAUGAGAGAUAAUAAAAGUGGUGUAGUGUUGUGAAUAAAACUGUAUAAACUAUUUUGACUACGAUGAGCGGCGUUACCCAAGAAUUUUGUGUACGCUGGAACAGCCAUUUGGGAAGCAUUGGAGCGGCAUUUCCCCAGCUUCUAGCUGGUCAGAGAUUCGUGGACGUAACAUUGGCCUGUGAAGGUCAACAGUUGCAUUGCCAUCGCUUGGUUUUGGCCGCUUGCUCCACAUAUUUUGAGGCGAUACUGGCGGAGCAUCCGUGCAAGCAUCCUGUCAUUAUAUUACCCAGGGAAAUAAAACUAUGGGAGAUUCAGGCACUUGUGGAUUUCAUGUACAAGGGAGAGGUGAAUGUCACGCAAGCCGGUCUUGGUCAGCUGCUUCGUUGUGCCGAACAGCUACAGAUUCGCGGUCUUUACGGUUCCGAGGCGACGAUAAACUACAAAAAGCUCCAUCAGGCGAGCCUGGAAAACGCCAAGGAUUCCGUUGCGACCCCAAAAAGUAUUAGGCAUUUGGACAGUGCUGAAACAGACGACGCGGCCACCAACUCAACCACCUCAACGAUAACCACCUCCGCACCACCGUUGCCAGUUAAUCAGCAACAACAAGCGACAGUAUUGAAGCGCCAGAAUCAGGAUGUACGCCAGCGGCCACAGAUAAAUGGCAGUAAUGCUCAGCAGCCAGCGAAGGCCUCAUCCGCGGUGGUUUUGGGCAGCCACUCGAAUGCACCGACCGAAGAGGAUUCCGGGGACGAGACCUCCAACAAUUGGAACGCCUACGGGGACAGUUUUGAGGAUUGCAACACCUCAACGCCAAUUGGGGGCAACAAAAUGAGUGCCAGCCAGCUCUCCCUUCAGCAGACGAGACUACAAAUGCAGCUGCAGCAGCACUAUUUGGACUCCAAUGUUGAGGAUGACCACAACUAUGUAGCCGCUCAUGAUGAGAACAAUGACGGCAGCUUUAGCGCAGGCGUACCCUGCGGAUCCGGUCUCUUGGGCGGCAUGGAUACUGAUCUCGACACAUCUGCUAACACUUCCGCUGGACUGACGCAUAACUCCAUCGAUGGAUACACUUCGUACAAACGCGUUCGACGUUCAGAAGCAUCUCUAGCACAAGCGGCCAAAUGUGUUUCGAAGGGCGAGACAUUCCAAACUGUCAGCAAUAUGUUCAAUAUUCCUGUCUCAACCAUUCGUUUUUACAUGGCGCGGAAGGGGAUUCUUCCGAAACGGAAACGUGGACGCGGUGCUUCCCAUGCCGGAAACAUAAUAAUCACAACAAACUCAGGAAAACUUUCAACCGUCCCUGCGAACAUAACCCAUCCCCAAUCCCAGCAGAUGUCCUUGGACAGCCUGCAGCUAAAGACGGGCAUCACGAGUACCAGCGGUAGUAAUAGUCCUGCGACUGCUACGGCCACGUCAAUGUCACCAUCCUUUGAUAUGGCCCCAUCGGCUGAUAUCGUGCCUUUUCACCUUCACAGUGAUGCGGCGACAUUUAAACUAAACGAGCAAAAAAUGCACAUGAUCUGAUCGAACCACGCAGUUUGCUAAGCUGUACUGUACUUCUUUAUAGGGCAUAGGGAUGGAUUUCCAGGCAGUUAAUAGGUUCGGAAGCUGCUUUCUUUUUUAAUUUGGGGAUAAGCGCAUCCCGCUCGUGUGGGAUCUUUAGUCAUAACAUAGUCAACAAAAUAUGUAUAACUUUUUUCAUCGAUUUUUUCGAUUAGUUCUAACUUAUAGUUUUAUCCUUGGUUAAUUAUACUUACUGUUAAAAACAUAAUUCAUCCUCAAAAUAUUUCGGAAAUUAUUACAGUAGAAGUGUAUUCUUACAAGGACUAUGACUAAAACUUGCGUAAAAAUUAAACAUCUGUUUUUGUCGCCCCAGUACUCUAAGAAAUUACUGUAUUGUUAAUAAGAUAAAUAAAAUCAACCUGGAAACUUUUA